AUAAAGCAUCAUUUUAUCUCCUCAUCUCUUCGCGGAACUCGACUGCCUCUCUUUCCCUCCUUCUCUACUUUAAUACGUCGCCGGAAUCCGCCACUCUCCGGCGUCUACAAUACCCCCCUCUUUAACCACCAGAAAACCCACAACCCACCUAAGGUCACCAUUCCAUUUCAUCUCUCUGUUUUCUCGAGAAACUUAAAUGGCCUCAAUCACCUCUAUAACUCCCACACUUCCCAUGACCACAAUAUCAAAACUCUCAAUCUACGCAAAACCACCAAACUUUGUUUGCUUACCUUGUACGUUCACUAAUUGUUCAGUUUCGAAGCCCACAAAGCCAAGGGCCUGUAACAAUGGGGGAUUGUUUACAUUCGCGUGCUCGACUUCGCCGUUUAUUGGGAGAGUUGGGUUGCAGAGAAGAGAAGGAAACAUUUCUCUUUUGUAUUUUGGAAUUAAUCCUAAUGGUGAGGUAUCAAAGACCGAUGCUUCUCAGGUCCUUUCAGCAAUGCUUCCUUUUGUGGUUGCUGCCACUGCUAUUGCUGCUCUUGCUCAGCCAUCUACUUUCACUUGGGUAUCUAAGGAGGUAUACGCCCCAGCCCUUGGUGGGAUCAUGUUGUCAAUUGGAAUUAAACUUUCUAUUGAUGAUUUUGCUCUUGCAUUUAAGAGACCUUUACCGCUAUCUGUUGGGUUUCUUGCACAGUAUGCACUGAAACCAGCCCUUGGGGUAUUAAUUGCAAAGGCGUUUGGGAUGUCUCGGAUGUUCUAUGCAGGUUUUGUCCUCACAUCUUGUGUUGCAGGGGCGCAACUUUCAAGCUAUGCCAGUUUCUUGAGCAAAGGGGAUGUAGCUGUGAGCAUUCUCCUUACUAGCUCUACAACCAUCGCAUCAGCGCUUGUCACGCCUCUUUUAACUGGCCUCCUCAUCGGUUCUGUUGUUCCAGUUGAUGCUAUUGCCAUGUCAAAGUCAAUAUUGCAGGUUGUUCUUGUUCCAGUCACUCUUGGCCUCGUGCUAAAUACAUAUGCAAAGCCAGUGGUAAAUGUUAUUCAGCCUGUGAUGCCAUUUGUUGCUAUAAUAUGUACCUCAAUUUGUAUUGGCAGCCCUCUAGCUAUAAAUAGAAGUCAGAUUCUGUCUUCAGAGGGUCUUAGAUUGGUUCUUCCAGUUUUGGCAUUUCAUACAGUGGCAUUCACAUUUGGAUAUUGGGUUUCCAGAAUUCCAGCUUUGAGUCAGCAUCUACUUAGGAGCCCAUUGAUGUCAUGAUAUCCUUCCGAGGGCUGAAUUGUGUACUUGGAAUUGUUGAUUCUCUUGACCUGCUCUCUCUCUCUCUCUUAUAUGGUAGGCUAUUAUUCUGAUGCUUAUUUCUUUCCAUUUCUACUGCUUGUGAUCUGCAUUGUUAUUUUGCACUUGAUCAUCUUACUCCUUCCAAUUAUUACCCAUCCCAUGAGUGGUGAGUCCACUUCUCAUUAAAUAUAUGAGAAGUUAAUCAGAGAAUUAUUCUUAUCAGUUGCUGCUUUAUGCAUUACGCAAAUGUCUAUUAAUUCUUAUCUCUGAAUUUAAAAGCAGUUGCCCUUGCUCUUUUCCAUUCUGGGUCUUUUCUUGCAACUCCUCUAAUUGAUGUUUUCAUUAGCCUAUAUACAUAUAUUUUCUCCUUUCUUAAAUCUUAACUAGCAGUUAUUUAUGGCGUUAUUGUUGUUCCUCUGGUGAAUGCAUCUGUAGAAUCUUAUUUCCAUGCCACAGAAUCUUAUGUUUUGAAGAACUUCAAAAUGGAUGAUCACAGGACUCAUGAUUCUAUUAUCAAUUAAUAUUCCAGCAAGCUUUUAUCCCAUAAACGUGAUGAACGAAAAUGGUUAUUU
Molecule: messenger RNA, 1842 nt
Organism: Manihot esculenta (cassava)
Lineage: Eukaryota; Viridiplantae; Streptophyta; Magnoliopsida; Malpighiales; Euphorbiaceae
Product: probable sodium/metabolite cotransporter BASS3, chloroplastic
Exons: 5
Coding region: 197-1249 (350 amino acids)
Cellular component (GO): membrane
Source: RefSeq, a predicted model, not a curated record